Amphiprion ocellaris (clown anemonefish) is the source of this 9450-nucleotide messenger RNA. RefSeq names its product Gse1 coiled-coil protein b (gene gse1b). The record is from RefSeq and is a predicted model, not a curated record. The transcript is spliced from 18 exons. Lineage: Eukaryota; Metazoa; Chordata; Actinopteri; Pomacentridae. The coding region runs from base 442 to 6888 and encodes 2148 amino acids.
GGGGGUGUCGGAGCGGGUCCCAUGAAUUGGGGAUGGCGCUGUGUACAGUGCGAGCGAGUUAGCAGCCAAAGUUGCAGAGCACAGGCAGGAAAGUUCGCUGGAGUGGCGACCCGUGAUCCCAAGUUCUUCUGUCAUUUUACCUACGGAUGUCCACUGCAAACAUACGGACUACAGACUGCAAAUAACUAAGAUUUCUGUGCUUUGGAUAUUUUUUCCCAGUGAAUUUCCUAAUUUCCCCUUCUCCUUGGAAAACUAACGGUUUGCUGCUGCCUCCGCUGCACGCUGGCGUUUCAAUGGACUACCGUCUAUCUUAUCAUUCAGUGAGUAACUUGGACAAAAAUUGAUUGCAUGGUUUCCUGACUUGGAGACAAGUGUUUAUCACGAGUAUGACUUAGCAGUGGAUGUUAUGCCAUGUAGCCUAGUCUUGGGUGUUUAAAAACAAUGAACUCCCCCCGUGACCAGGAACUGGCACCCUUAUCUCGGAAACACCGACUCAUGGCUGCAGCUAUGCCCGGUGAAGAGAGCCCUUUGCCCGGCAACACUUCCAGGAGCGAUCGGAACGGAUUAGGGGGACUUGUUCACUGUUUUAUAUGUGGCAGCGGAGUUACACCGGGGAAGGAAUUACGGUUGCAAGUGACAUAUCAGAAGGAGAGGUUUCCCUUUUUCCCGUUUCUGCAAAAUCAGGAGCCAGCUCCUGGUGCGUGUGAAGUGAGCCCGGAUGGACAUGCGCUGGUGUGCGCCGUGUGCCACUGCUUUCUGACGGAACAGUGGAACUCGUUCGAGCGGAGCAGGACGCCCAUUGAGAAGCGCAUGUACUGGCUCAAACGUCCGUACCAGUGCGACUCUCGCCGGGUGCCACAGGAGUGGAACAUCUCCUACGACCUGGAGAGGAGGAUCAGUGUCAGCAGCCAGAACUACGACGGGGGCGCAGAGUCUGAUUUCUCCUCUUUUUCUGAGAACGAGAACAUAUCAGACCAGGAGAUGGAUUUAGUCGACAGAGUCGGCGUGGGCAAAGACAAGUGUGUGAGAGCAUCUGGGAAGCCGUCAAGAGACGGUAGCAGGAAAAACAAUGUCAUCAGUAUUAAAAACAGUCCAGAUUCACAGCGGGCACUGCGCUACCCGGCGGGUGUUUAUGGGGCGCAGGGAUCGCCAAAAGCGGAGAAUGUUCUGCCGGGGAGGCGCGGUGCUAAAAUUAUGAGUAAUGUCUGUCAAUCACCAGAAUCUCUGGCAAAGUCCCAGGAGAGAUUCCCCCAGCGAUGCUAUGACAGUCCUCUCUCUGACACACCUGUGCAAGACAACGGGGUCAUUAUGCGCAACAGGCGAUGGCUGGAGGAGGAGAAUGUCAGACAUGUGGAGCCGCGUCAGAUCCAGCGUGCUGCCGACAGCAGCUGCGCUCCGUCCAGACAUCCGUCGCUGCUGUACCGAGGAAGAGGCGAGGAGAGCUCCAACGCUGCGCUGUCUUCUGUUGGCACCGUUGCCAUCACUCCACAAUACAGCAUGAUUGUUCCCAGGGAGAAUAAUAACUCUGACAACUCUGAUGAAGAUGAGAUUAACAUCACAAGUGAUGAUGACAGGGACAUGUAUGACAGCAAAACAGGCCCAGCAACUCAGCUUAAAGCUUCCACAGAUGUUUCACCCAGAAAGAGUGGGCAGCAUCACCACCACACUAGAGACUCCAGUCCAGAGGAGUGUGUGUGUUACAUCUGUGGCACUGGGCUCAGACACGGCGGUCGUUUUAAAGUCAGUGUUCAGAAACAGGAGAGAGCUCAGGGAGAGCCCUUCUUUCCCUUCUUGUGGCUUCACUCUGCUCCCCGGGGUGCAGUACCUAUCAGUCCAGCAGGUACGACCCUGGUCUGUGGCAGCUGCCACGCCUCCCUCAUGCAGCAGUGGCAGAGCUUCCAGCUGGCUGAUGUUCCUGUCCUCCAGCGGCUGUAUGUAGUCCCCCUCAACCAGUCCACCGGUGCUCUCCAUCCUUCCCAGCCUACUUCACACGACGGAAAACCUCCUGUGUCCAUGGAGUGCACACCAGACCCGAAGGCUUCCCAGGAGGCCUGUUUCCUCUGUGGUCAGGAAUGCGGAGGAGAUAUGAGAGUAGCGUAUGCACAAGCUGGUGUUGGCAAAUCCCGUGGUGUGAUGUAUUUUCCUUUUAUCAACAUGCUGCCUUGCCCACCUAACGCUCAGGGAGUGAGGAACGGCCGUGUACGCUGCUGCCCACAGUGCCACUUUAUCCUCGAGGAGAUCUGGGGAGCAUAUCGGCUGAGCCUCAGCGAGGACCUCAUCACCUCUGUCGGCUCCUUCCUGGUCAGGUACCACGCUGCCAUGUCCAUCGAUGGGUCCGGACCAGCCCGCUCUCAGAUGGGGGUGGCGUCACGACCCGGCACCUCCAUGUCGGUGUGUUACCUGUGUGGGGCUGAGCUGUGUGCAGGAGGGGAGUACCAGCUGCAUGUCAACCCGCCUGGUCGCUGUGGGGAGAGGGAGCCUUUUUUCCCAUUUCUCACUGUCCACACUCCCGCUCCCCACGCCAAACCGGUGGACGCCACAGGUCUGGUGUCGGCCUGUAACCUUUGCUACCAUGACCUGCAUGCUCAAUGGGCCCAACAUGAGAGUAAGGGCCUGGGUCCCUCCACCCCGUCUACCUCUAGCUUAUCCAGUGCCAACCCCCAGCCACCCAGCUCUCCCUGGGCCCGUCAGUACAGCUGUGAGGCUUUUGUGUGUUUCUUCUGCAGGCAGGAGCAGCGCAGGCAAGGCAGGCUGUGCGCAGUUACUGUGGCCAGGCUGCCUGUGUUUUUGUAUGCCCCUCGCAGCACACGCACGCUCCUGGUGGACGACGGCAGGAGGCUGGUGAUUGGCUCUUGUGUGGAAUGUAAGGCAAUGGUACAGGUGGGACAGAGCAUGCAGCAGGACAGGGCAAGCCAGGGACCCGGAGCAUCAGAUGGGGAGAGGAAAGACCAGGAUUCAGCCACGCCACAGUCUAGACAUAAGGCUGUGAUCGAGGGUGCAGCUGGAGCCAUAAAGGAGGCCGACUCAGGUUCAGGGCCCUCACAACCUGCAGGCGAACACACUCCUUCUCGCCCAGUGACAUUGGAGCCAGAGAGAGCUGACCGCCCACUUUCCAUGCACUCUUCACCUCUGAUCCUGGCCUCUCAUUUUACAGGCAUGAGCCAUGAGCCAAAGUCACCAUCGUUAGGAAUGAUCUCCACGGCGACCCGUACCACGGCGACAGUCAGCCCACUCACCCCGUCGCCUCUCAACGGCUCCAUCGUAGCCAAUGGAAGCCCUGCUGCCCAGUCAGCUCACUCUGGAUUUGCUGCUGCGCUCCGUAAGCUGGCAAAACAGGCCGAAGAACCUCGAGCUGCGUCCUCCAUCAGCAGCGAGUCAUCCCCUGUGUCCUCACCGGCCACCAACCACAGCUCUCCAGUCAGUACACCCAAGAGGGGUCCCCUCGGUCCAGGACCCGUCCUGGUUCCCCCAGCGGGCCACAGCGUGCCAAACACUCCACCUGUAGUCACCAUUGCUCCAACAAAGACUAGCAACGGCCUGUGGAGGAACGAAGGACGCCAGGCUGACUCGGGGCCUCGUGGGGCCAGCAGGGAACGUCUGGGUGCAGAGGGGACCCUCUCCCAGGAAAAGGGUGGCCCCUCCGUCCCCGCUCACCUCCUGGGAAACCCCUAUGCCUUUGGCCUCACCCCCGGUGCUGUCAUGCAGGAUUCACGUUUUCAGCCCCUUAACCUGCCCAGACAGUUGCCUAAUGCGGUGCCCCCUGGUCCUGUACCAGAGGAGUACCUGCGGGGUUUCCGGCCCUAUGCCACAACUGAAGAUGCCCUACGGAUGCCCUCUUUGCCCUUGGGCCUGGACCCAGCUACUGCAGCCGCUGCAGCUGCCUACUACCAUCCCAGCUACCUGCCUCACCCCUCCUUCACGCCAUACAGGAUGGAUGACCCGUUCUGCCUCUCUGCUUUGAGGUCGCCUUUCUAUCCGCUGCCAGCAGGGGGAGCUUUACCCCCCAUCCAUCCCUCUGCUGUUCACAUGCACCUUCCAGGGGUCCGUUACCCUGGAGACUUUACACAUCCUUCACUGUCAGCACUGCAGUCUGAGAGGCUUCAGCUGGAGGAUGAGCUGCGGCAGCGAGAGCGAGAGCGCGAACGAGAACGCGAGCGUGAAAAGGAGAGGGAGCGCGAGGCGGAGAGAGAGAAGGAGCGGGAGAGGGAACGAGAGAGGGAAAGGGAACGGGAGAAGGAGCUGGAGAGGGAAAGAGAGCGAGAGAGAGAACGGGAGAGGGAGAGAGAACGGGAGAAGGAGAGAGAGCGAGAGAAGGAACUGGAGAGACAGAAGGAGAGGGCACUGAGGGAGAAGGAGCUGCAGGCGUCCAAGGCCAUGGAGAACCACUACCUGGCUGAGCUCCAUGCCAUGAGAGGGCAGGAGGAACGAACCAAGCCUGAAAGACUAACCCCUAAUCGGGCUGACAAAACCAAAGAGCCCGCUCUUCCAGCUCCCAAACCCGUCCCACCAGGAAUGCACUCUUCAGUGGUCCAAUCGCAUCAUCCUGUCCCUGGUCUAAUACCAGGUCACGGCCUCUACAUGGGGCCCAGUACUGUAGGAACAGGGCUCACAGCCUCAAUGAUCACUCAGAGGACCAAUGAGGAGGAGAGGUGGUUGGCGCGGCAACGCAAGUUGCGGCAGGAGAAAGAGGAUCGUCAGUACCAGGUGUCUGAAUUCCGCCAGCAGGUUCUGGAGCAGCACCUGGACUUGGGCCGACCAGCCGACACGCCUGAUCACAGGACAGACUCACACAGAUCCAUACCAAAUCACCUUGAACCAGGAAGCCGGGAACUCCACCCUCAUUUAGGUGCCCCUCCACCCCUCAUCUCCCCCAAGCCUCCGCAGCCGCCACGUGACCACCACCCUCCGCCUCCCACCACCCUGUGGAACCCUGCAUCUCUUAUAGAAACAGCCUCAGAGUCUAGACGCAACCACGAGCCCUCAGGGAUGGGACACUAUGAGCUCAGUCGGCUGCCCCCAGGGCCUUCCAAAUAUGAGGAUAUACCCCGAAGGAGAGAUGGGGGAGCUAUGGAAAAAUAUCCCCCUCUGAGAGGUCCUCCAGGUCUGCCUGAGCCCAGCACAUUCCUUGCUGAUCUUGAGAAAUCCACGCAGACCUUCUUAAGCCAGCAGAGGGCAUCACUGUCUCUGUCCAGCCAGUAUGAACUGGAGGGAACCAUAAAAAGCAAUGCUGGACUAAAGAGCCUCCAGGGACACCCGGGGCACAGUAGACAUGGACAAGGGUUAGGAAUGGUUCCUGUGCCAGGGAUGGGACAGGUAACCACGCUGGGGAUGGGUCCGGACACAGUGCUGAUAUAUGAUGAGUUCCUUCAGCAGCACCGGAGGCCUGUCAGCAAGCUGGACCUGGAAGAGAAGAGGAGAAGGGAGGCCAGGGAGAAAGGUUACUACUAUGAGCUGGAUGACUCAUAUGAUGAGAGUGAUGAGGAGGAGGUGAGAGCCCAUCUCAGAAGAGUAGCGGAGCAGCCCCCACUCAAACUGGAUGACUCCACAGAGAAAUUGGACUUUCUGGGAGCGUUUGGAUUGACCACAAUGGGCCGGCGGGAUGAGCUGGUGCAACAGAAGAGAAGGAAGAGGAGGAGGAUGCUCAGGGAGCGCAGCCCCUCGCCACCCGCCUCGCAAUCCAAACGCACUCCCCCUCCUCCUCAGCUCAGCACACGUUUCACCCCUGAGGAGAUGGACCGAGCACCAGAACUGGAGGACAAGAAGCGGUUCCUCACCAUGUUUAGACUGUCCCAUGUCACAAUACAGCAGAGAAGAGAUAAUGAAAGGGUGGUGGAGCUGCUUCAGGCCAUUAAAGAAAAGAGUGUAACCUUGGAUACCAUCAGGCAUGCACCUCAUCCUCUGUGUAAGAGCCCUCAAGCACAGAGCUCUGAUCCAGCAUUUGGCCAGCCUUCCUCUGAAUCAGAAGACCACCACAAUGUCAGACCACAUAGCCCCUCCUCACAUUGCCCAGCAUCCCCCAAUGGACACCCAAAACCCCUUGGAGACACAUUAAGACCAAAGGCACCCCCUUCUCCAGCUGUCUACCCAGACAAGGCCCGGGGGCCCAGUGAGGGACCGAUCUCCAAGAGGAGCUCCAGCCUACUGAACAGCUUGCGGCCCCCGCUCCCCCUGCAGGCUAAAGAGGGUCUUCACAGCGUCAACGGACGCACAAAACCCUGGGACAGCUUCACCCCAGAGGAAUUUGCCCAACAGUUCCACGAAUCUGUGCUUCAGUCUACUCAGAAGGCUCUACAGAAACACAAAGGUGGAGCCACAGGGGCUUCGGAGUCGUCCCACCUCCAGGAGUCCUCUGUUCACUACAACAUUCCAGAGCUUCAGAGUGCUCCCGGCCGACCACCGCAGCCUCAUUCACAGUCUCACUCAAAUGCUCCGUCAUUUCCCCAUCCAAUUUCACACUCCCACCCUCAGCCCAAUGGGCAGCACUUCUCCGUGCCCUUACACAGGGAGGCCUCAGGGAUGAGGGAGGACCUGUCUGGUCCAGACGACUCUGAGGAGGAAGAUGAGGAUGAGGAGGAAGAGGUUCCAGUUUCCAAGUGGCAGGGGAUUGAAUCUAUAUUUGAAGCUUAUCAGGAAUAUGUUGAAGAGCAAAGCUUGGAACGACAAGUGUUGCAGAGCCAGUGUCGAAGACUAGAAGCUCAGAACUACAACCUCAGUCUGACUGCUGAGCAGCUGUCUCAUAGCAUGGGGGAGCUGAUGUCCCAGAGACAGAAGCUGGCCGUGGAAAGGGAGAAGCUACAAGCCGAGCUGGAGCACUUCAGGAAGUGUUUGACGCUGCCACAGACGCACUGGCCGAGAGGCGGCCACUACAAAGGCUACCCUCCAAGGUGACCCCAACACACCGAUCUGAUGGCCCCCGGGCCCCAGCCACCUCCCCUUUCAGACUAACACCCAGAGUUUAUUUUUCGUGGCCUGGUCCUCAUGGCUCCAUGGCGGAGAAUAUGGCUGGCUAGAUGAGAUAAGUGAAUGAAUGAAUGGAGUGAGUGAAUGGAUAGAUAGGUGAAUGCACAGGAGACAGGACCAUUCAGUGAAGGACAGGCAGUCUUUGGAUUGUGGCUAGCCAGGGACUGCACCACAAGCCACUACCGUGUGCCAAUGUAGCCAACCCCGAGAUCAGCGAGAGUACGGGGCAGGAGAACCUGAAGAUCAACACACAAACACACACAGACACCUGCUUUUCACAUUCUUCAGUCCCUGCUGCUCUAUUGUUCAGUCCCUGCAUCCCUCAUCGCCACAGCUACACAGACAAUCCUGCCAAUGAGGGGGCAGCUACCCCUGGAGGGGUGUCGUCACAAGACUUGAAAGCUCCAAAUCUCCAAACAAAGGCUUCUGGUCAGUUGGGACUGAUUUUAUAACAGUGGCCAUGUGAGCUUUUGAACUGGAAAUGCACUUAUGAAUAAAAGCUGAAGAACUACCUGGUGGUACUGUGUUACAACAAAGAACUGUUCAAAUUAGGGAAGAACUUAGAAAAUGCACAUUUUUGGAAAGAAUUAAGGAAAUGUUUUAUUUCGAAAUAGAAAAUUUGAAAAUAAGAAUUUUAAAAGGUGCUUCAGCCUUGUAUUGUAUAUAAUAUGAAGACUUAAAAGAAUUUUGUAUGUUUUUAUUACUUUAAUCAUUGUUCUUUUAAAAGAAAAAGCCUGCCAUUUUUAUAUGUUUAUGCUUUUUUUGGGUUGGAAAAGAAAGCCUUGCUUUUAGUGUUUGUACUGCUGCUGGCCAGAACAGCUUGUUUUGAGACAUUGAACAGAGAGAAAGCAGGAUGCACUCCUCCUCUUCUUAUUCUGUCCCGCCUGGCACUGCGUAGCCGAGACCCAGCCACAGCCGCCUCAUCUGGCCUCUGAGCUCAGCAAAGCUUACUUAGAGGUCCUGAGACAUGGCUCCUGCCCUCUCAUCUUUCAUUCCCCCUCCCUUCAUUCACAGCAACAUGUCUCCUUUUUAACUCCCAUUUCAGCAACUCCUCUGUCAGCUUCACUUCUUCUGGCAUGACUAGUUAGCUUGUGAUAGCCUCAUGCAGAAACCAGACCUACGGUGACAUAUAUACAUAUAUUUUUUCUUACUUUGGUCACUUGACUUACUUGAUUAUUUUGUUUAAGACAUGAAGAAACUGGUUCUUGAUGCUUUAUCCUACCAUUGGACCUUCAUUUUACUUUGUAUGACAUUGUAAGAACAUUGGACUCAAACAAUAUGACGGUUUGCAUAAUGUUACGCCUUACAAGAUCAGGCCCUUAUCAGCAGCCACUAGUGGACGUAGUGCCAAAAUUUAAAGGAAAGUUAGCAUUUUGGAUUCUUAAUGUUGAUUAGAGUGGCAAUUGGAUAGCCAAACAUUCAAACCAGAGCAGCCAUCUUCCACUGCUGAAUGCCUUUGGCCCCCAUUCAUCACCUUAAUGCAUUUCAUUGAUAUUUAAAGGACCACCACUAUCCAAAGUUGCCAGCAUGUUCAAAGUAGAAAUCACACAACAGGUUCAAACUGGGCAUUUCUGGGUAUAUAAAAACAAUCUUAAAGGUUUGCUUUACAUUGCAUACCUGUUUACAAAUCUCCAUCUGUCCUCGUCAGCUCUAUUCUGAGAUUCGGCUCUUAGUACACCAACUUUCUACCCUUUUAGCUCAUGUUAUCUCAGCUUUACAGUUAUAUGAGUGAUUAGGGACUUCAAAAACUAAGGGUGUUAAAUUAGGUUGAUGUUUGAAGUGAAAGGGUGAAGAGUUAGUUUAAAAGAUAAAAAAAAUCUCCAAAAACUGAAUUUUGAAAAAGAAAGACUGAAGCACAACUACCCCAUACAUGCAUUAUAUUACUUACAAGUGCCUCAAGAAUUUGGGAGCAUGUGAAUGAGUUGCAGUCCAUACGAUGGACCUUGUACACCUAACAUCAGUGAUCAGGGACUUUACAUUUUACAUUCAAGUGUCUACUGUAUGUCUCACGCCUUUCAAACAUGUGCAAGUCAAGAACUGACACGAAAUUUGUUUUAUCUAAAUGCAUCUCUGAGAAUCAGCUUAAUCAUGAGACCUUUUUUUUUUUAUAAAUAAGGCCUAAGCCGGAGCAGAGGAACAGAGUGUCGUCUGUCAUUUUUUACAGAGCAGAGGAGAGCCAACAGAGCAGCCUAUCAGUAAAUGAGGGAGCAUGCAUGCUGAGGUAAGCUGCCAAUGAGCUGGGGAGGAAGGUGCAGUACGGCAAGCCUCCUACUCAGCCUCCCUGUGUCUCCAACCCACGCACGCCCAUGCAAUAGCCCCAUUACUCAGUGGAGGAUGUCUAGAUGCUGUGAAAUCCUGUUUUUAAAAUGUACUUGUUUGAAUUCAUUGUAAUGUAAUAUAUUCUUUGUUGAAUGUAGUAAUUAGGUAUUUAUGAAUAUAUGGCUGUGAUUUCAGACAAAAAAGAAAAUAAAAUAUUUCAAAAAUGUUAAA